CUGACUUUUUUUUCACAUGGUCAGUUGAUGCCUUGCAGAACAUGUUGAUGAUAAGAAUAUAUCUUUUUCCAGUUGUUUUAUAGUGUGAAGUGGGAAGUUAGUACUCACAGGAGAUUGUCGUUUUUAUACAUUAUCGGGGGAUGCUCUAUUGUGAAGCGACGUGUUGACUUGGAUAAUCGUGGUAUUAGGAUAGCUAUAUGGCUCUGCGAUGGCGGAAUAUGUCCGAUUAGCUUUUCUUUCUUUAUUGAUUUCUUUUUUUGUUUUCGUGAAUUCUUUUUGUGGAUUCUCCACUCGGAGUAGGCAGAGCUUGAUUAGAUUUAAUGGCAAAUUGGGUUUCCAAUGGGGUUCAAAGCCCUUUAAAAAGUCACCACUGGCAUGUUAUCUUAUUUUGAGCUGCUUUAGGUCUCUGAGGGUUUCUUACGAAUCUCCUUAUCUUGCAUCGAGAUCUUCCGUCUCUAUGUUCCUUUAUGGCGUUGUCUUUCUUGGUUACUAAGCAUCAGUUACGAGUUUGAGUUUGUUUUAGCUGAUGUAGUAUAUGUAUACGUUACAGUUCGCAAUUUUUGAUUGACUCGAGCGGGAGACAAGCUGAUGCAGCCACGUUAGAAUAUAGUCUAGCAUUCCUAAUCUGUCGCCGAGCUGGAGCAAAUGUCUUUCCGUGGCAUAGUUCGUGACAUAAGGGAUGGGUUGGGAAGCUUAUCCAGGCGAAGUUUUGAGUUGAGGUUGCCUGGCCACACAACAGGGAAAUCUCAUGGUUCUCAAGAUUUCCAUGAUGAGCCUCAGGUGAUACAAACGAGCAGAUGGUCCAGCCUUCCUCCCGAGCUUUUACGCGAUGUUAUCAGGAGAUUAGAGGCGAGUGAGACCACUUGGCCUGCUCGGAAACAUGUUGUUGCCUGUGCUGCAGUUUGCAGAUCAUGGAGGGCAAUGUGCAAGGAAAUUGUUAGAUGUCCUGAAAUUUCUGGCAAGAUUACUUUCCCUGUCUCACUGAAGCAGCCAGGACCUCGGGAUGGAACUAUUCAGUGUUUUAUCAAAAGGGACAAAUCUAAAUUGACUUACCGCCUCUUCCUCUGCCUUAGCCCUGCUCUGCUGGUUGAGAAUGGCAAGUUCCUUCUCUCUGCAAAACGGACAAGGAGAACUACUUGCACCGAGUAUGUGAUCUCCAUGGAUGCAGAUAACGUAUCAAGAUCAAGUAACACCUACAUUGGAAAAUUGAGAUCUAAUUUUCUUGGCACCAAGUUCAUCAUCUAUGAUACACAGCCUCCAUACAACAAUGCUCAGCUUUCUCCACCUGGGCGGAGCCGCAGAUUCUACUCUAAAAAAGUGUCACCUAAAGUCCCCACUGGCAGCUACAACAUAGCUCAGGUCACAUACGAGCUGAAUGUGCUGGGCACGAGGGGUCCGCGGAGGAUGCACUGCACAAUGCACUCAAUUCCUGCGUCAGCCGUUGAGGCAGGUGGCAGUGUCCCGGGUCAGCCUGAGAUUCUUCCUCGCUCACUGGAAGAUUCAUUCCGGAGCAUCUCUUUCUCAAGAUCAAUAGAUAAUUCAACCGAAUUCAGCAGUUCCCGUUUUUCGGACAUCAUUGGCCCCCAUGAAGAGGAAGACGAGGGAAAGGAAAGACCUUUGGUACUUCGAAAUAAGGCGCCGAGGUGGCACGAGCAGUUGCAGUGUUGGUGCCUUAACUUCCGAGGAAGAGUGACCGUGGCCUCUGUAAAGAAUUUUCAGUUGAUAGCUGCAAACCACCAGGCAGCUGGAGCACCAACACCAUCUCAGCCAUCUCAGCCCUCUCAGCCGUCUCAGCCAUCUCAUUCCGAUCAUGACAAGAUUAUACUUCAGUUUGGUAAGGUCGGAAAGGAUAUGUUUACUAUGGAUUACCGGUAUCCUUUAUCCGCAUUCCAAGCUUUCGCCAUCUGUCUAACUAGCUUCGACACCAAAUUGGCAUGUGAAUAAAAUCGGUAGCUAAUGAAUAAGGUUAUGAAGAAGGAUGUCGAGUUUUAGAAAACGAGGGGAGGAGUUAGAGAUAUCUAUUAUGUGGGAGAAGGUUUUUUAGAUAGAGUUUGUGUUGUCUAUAUAGAAGCAGGGUAGCUAGACCUUGGUACUGCAGAAGUUUGCAUAAAGAGGGCUCGGAGUUCUCUCCCAAUCGAUCCCUCUUGCGAGUUGGCUUCUCCGGGGGGGUCUUCUUGUGUGUGUGUUUGUGCUUUUACUGUUAUGUGGUGACUGUUUUCGUGUUUUGUGAAGGACAAAUUGAACUCCUGACUUUCCAGAAAUUGGGGAGAUUUGUGACGGAUGAAGCUGGUCUUUAUGCCAUCUUCCUUUUUAUUCCCGUCUGUUCUUGUAAAUAAUCGGAGCCAUUGGAAAAUCUUAUUGCUCCUCAAGUGAACUUUUAUCCUUUGAACCGUGUAA
Molecule: messenger RNA, 2397 nt
Organism: Syzygium oleosum
Lineage: Eukaryota; Viridiplantae; Streptophyta; Magnoliopsida; Myrtales; Myrtaceae
Product: tubby-like F-box protein 8
Exons: 4
Coding region: 646-1944 (432 amino acids)
Molecular function (GO): protein binding
Source: RefSeq, a predicted model, not a curated record